This is a messenger RNA of Naegleria lovaniensis, 2013 nucleotides long. RefSeq lists its product as uncharacterized. NCBI's taxonomy places the organism in Eukaryota, Heterolobosea, Eutetramitea, Acrasida, Naegleriidae. The record is from RefSeq and is a predicted model, not a curated record. Bases 1 to 2013 code for a protein of 670 amino acids. The transcript has 2 exons.
AUGCCGUCGUCCCAAGACAGCGAGGCAAAGAAAUCAUUGAUGAAAGUUAAACGAGGAACAAGCGUUGAGAGCAGUGAUGAUGAAAGUUAUACUACAACAUCCUCAAGCUCUCUCGAUUCAGAAAUUGAAAACAAUUAUGCAGCCAACACUUCGACCAGUCAUUUAACGACCACUCAUCGAUCAGGAAGCGCCUUGGAUGACUCUGGUUAUUCAAGCAAUUCAUCGUUUACGAUAUCGUCAUCGACGACUACUCCGUAUGACAUCAAUAAGGGAUCAUCUCCAAAGAAGCCUUCGAGCAAGAAUCAUACCACUUCCAACAAUGUAUUUUCAAGUAACAAUACUUUGGAGAAGGGACAACAUCAUAUUCAUCGUCAUUUUCAUCAUUAUGCUGAUUCUUCGCUGCAAUCAAAAGGAAAUGAUUCUUCACUCACAUCCAAACUUAAUAGCAAUAUGGACUCCAUCUCAUCUUCUUCAUUGUCGUCUUCGAAACGAGGAGGAAUGAACAGUGUCUCUUCAAGUACUACCACUACUGCAAGUACUAUAUUAAAUCCAACAGUGCCAUCUCCCAAUGUUCAAGUUGAUUUGAAUGCAUCCACUACGAAUAGUAAGGCAAUACUCUCAGCAUUGCAAUCACUUCAAGAUAAGAUUAAAACUCUACAAACCAAGAAUGAUGAACUCGAGAGAGAAAAAGUAGAACAAAGAAAUAGAUAUGAACAUGAAAUAUUCUCAAUGAAGAUGAAAUUGGAGAGUGAAAGAGACUCGUACAAAGAUCAAUUAGAAAUUACAAGAAAUGAGUUGAGAAAAGUGACUGAAAAACUCUCAGAAAAUGAAAAAGAAUUAGAAUCUACAAAGGAAGCAAGAAGAGAUCUCACUCUUGCCAAUAACAAGUCUCAACAACGAACACUUGAAUUGGAACGAAAAUCAAAUCAACUCGAAAAAGACUUGCUAGAUUUAAGAGAAAGUCAUUCUAGGUUAAACACUUUGUAUGAACAAUCUUCGAACAAGAUUGAAGAGUUACAAUCCAAUCUCGUGAAAAUGCAUCGAAGAAAAGACAGAGCUGAAUCUGAGAGAAAGGAAUUAGAUGCUGCUUUGAAAGAAAUGAUUGAUCUUCAUCAACAAUUUGUGAGUCAAACCAUGAUGAAUCAUGAAGCAAGUCAUGGUACGACGAUGCAACCAAACGCUUUUCAACCCAUUCCAUCGUCAAGUCCUCCACCUCAUCAACCACCACUCUCUCCAACAGGUGACAAGAAGAAGAAGAAACAAUCAAGACCAAAAUCAGCAGGAUAUCUACAACCUACUCUAGUUUCAAAGAAAAAGAAGAGAGAAAUUCCAAAGAAGGGUGUGACUGUGUCAUGUUCAAACCCACAAAUACCUCAAGUGCAACAACAACAAGUACCAAAUAUGUUAAUGUCAUCCACCUCUGGAAAUGUGUUAUCAAAAUUAUCAGCCAAUAAGACCAUUCAUGAACGCCUUAAAAAGUCCAAUAAUAAUUUAACACCUCCAUUUCUUCCAAACAGCUUUAAAAGCGACUCUAGGACCUAUCACAUUGCUGGACAAGCUCAAAAUUUACUAAGCACAACACUAGGAGUAGGGAAAAAGGAUCAAACCAAUUAUUAUGGUGCAAAUGAACACAGUCAAGAUAAAGAACAUGUACAAUUAAUCAAAGAAGUUGAUGCUUGUAAUAAUGGAGAUGAAGUGAAAGAUUGUAUUGUUCAAUUAGAAGCAGAAUAUCAACAAUUCCAAGAACAAUACAAGAUUUAUUUAAACAAAAUGGCAGAUCCAGAGAGUAAUCUUGAUUUUAUUAAGGAUCAAUUGAAAUACUUGACAGAUGCAAUGGAACGAAAGAAUCGACAAAUUAAUUCUUUAAAGAAUUAUCAAGUCUUUGUUUGUGAGAGAAUUCGAGAGGCAACCUCACCUCCAAGAAUAAGAGGAACUGAAAAGAGAGUUCAAGCGCUGCGUCUUUUCAAUGAUUUACGUAAAUUACAACAAGAAACAUCACUAGCAAAUCAAUGA